Beta vulgaris subsp. vulgaris (sugar beet) is the source of this 3216-nucleotide messenger RNA. RefSeq names its product probable DNA helicase MCM8. Gene Ontology annotation, cellular component: nucleus; MCM complex. Gene Ontology annotation, molecular function: single-stranded DNA binding; ATP binding; ATP hydrolysis activity. NCBI's taxonomy places the organism in Eukaryota, Viridiplantae, Streptophyta, Magnoliopsida, Caryophyllales, Amaranthaceae. The transcript is spliced from 17 exons. Bases 643 to 2871 code for a protein of 742 amino acids. The record is from RefSeq and is a predicted model, not a curated record.
AAAAUAUUAAGUUCAAAUUUUCCUACAUCUCCAUUAAAUUUUUGUACAAAAAUAUCAAAGACCUGCGUAUGAAACUAUUGAGAAAAAGCUUUCCUUCCUAUAAAUAAUUUGAUUUUAGUUAAAAAAAAAAACAGUAACAUACUAAAUAAAGUUGUGCAAAGACCAAAGACAGCUGUAAAGUAGUAUAAUACACCACUCACUUUCACGUUUCACGUGCCUUUUUUAAUCACCUUUACCCUUCCCUUUCCCCACAUACUGUACAAAAGAAAAAAAAUAAACCAGAAACUGACUUUCUCUCUCCCCUUAUCUUCUUUCCUUCUCUCUCCUCUGAUCUUAUUUUUCUCUCUCCUCUGAUCUUCUUUUUCUCUUUCCUCUGACGAGAGGGUUGUUCCGGUCUGCGUUGAAGAAGAAAACCGGCGAGAGGAAACCGGUGAAGACCUUGGGUACGUGGGUUUAGUGUGAAAUACGUACCCAGCCCGUCCCCGCGUUCGAAUUUUCCAUCCCCAACAUCAGCCCACGUACCCGGCUCAAUGGAUUCGUUCUGGGUACGAAUCCCAGGCGAAUCCGUACCGUACCGCGUACCCGUACCCGGUACGGGAAACGGUCCCUGGGAGCCGUACCCAGGCAUCAUAGUAUAUAUAUAUGUGGGUAAAUCAUGAAGAUGACACAUUCUUUUUACCACUCAACUUUCAAGAGUUCAGGAAGAUAUGUGACCUUGAAUGUUUCUAUGUAAAUCUGGAAGAAUACCCGAAAGAAGCUCUCUUGUGUCUGGGUGCUGCCAUUCAUAAGGUUACACCUCUCCAUGAAAAAAGCAAGUUAGAAUCUCAUAUGAAGAUAAAUAUCCGGCUUCAUAACUACCCAGAAUCAAUGAUUGCUUUGAGGAACUUAAAAGCAGCUUAUAUAGACAGGCUGGUAUCUGUGCGCGGUACUGUUGUAAAGGUCAGCACUGUUCGACCACUGGUGAUGGAGAUGACUUUUAAAUGCAUUCAGUGUGGAGCUGACAUCCCACGUUUCUUUCCUGAUGGGAAAUACUCUCCUCCAGCAACUUGUAUUAUGAGCUGCUGCAAAGGAAAAACGUUUGCUCCAAUUAGAUCUACUGCACAGUCCAUUGAUUUUCAGAAAAUAAGAUUGCAGGAGCUUCUCAAACCUGAAAACCAUGAAGAAGGCCGGGUUCCUCGGACAGUAGAAUGUGAACUUACUGAAGAUCUUGUUGAUGUUUGUAUCCCUGGCGAUGUGGUGACAGUUACUGGAAUUAUAAGGCAAAUUAACAAUUACAUGGACCUUGGAGGAGGUAAAUCUAAAAGCAAGUAUCAAGGAUUAUACUAUCUAUAUCUGGAAGCAGUCUCUGUAACAAAUUCCAAAUCACAGUCCGUUCCUGAAGAUUCUGAGUACUCCACUGCUGAUGCUAGAGCAACCGAGAUGUCUGACUUAUAUUCAUUUUCUCCAAGGGAUUUGGAAUUCAUUGUGAAGUUUAGUGAGGAACACGGUCCUGAUGUCUUCCGUCAAAUGAUUCACUCGAUCUGUCCAUCUAUAUAUGGUCAUGAAAUCGUAAAGGCGGGAAUAACUUUAGCUCUUUUUGGUGGAGUGCGCAAGCAUUCCAUGGAUCAGAAUAAAGUACCUGUCAGAGGAGACCUUCAUGUGAUUAUAGUUGGUGAUCCUGGAUUGGGAAAGAGUCAAUUACUUCAAGCUGCAGCUGCUGUUUCUCCACGUGGAAUUUAUGUCUGUGGAAAUGCUACGACUAAUGCUGGCCUUACUGUAGCUGUUGUGAAGGAUCGUAUGACAAGUGAUUAUGCUUUUGAGGCUGGGGCUGUUGUCCUUGCGGACCGCGGUCUUUGUUGCAUUGAUGAAUUUGACAAGAUGUCUGCAGAACAUCAGGUUAUCUCAAGUCUUACUUGCAGAGUCUCUCUGUUAGAAGCAAUGGAGCAACAGUGUGUCUCUGUUGCAAAGGCGGGACUCGUGGCAAGUCUAUCAGCACGCACUUCUAUCUUAGCUGCUGCAAAUCCUGUUGGCGGCCAUUACAAUCGCGCGAAAACGGUGAACGAAAACUUGAAGAUGAGUUCUGCCUUGCUUUCGCGAUUUGAUUUGGUUUUCAUAUUGCUGGAUAAACCUGACGAACAUAUGGAUAAACGGCUUUCUGAGCACAUUAUGGCUCUUCAUUCCGGUUAUGGAGAUAAUUCCUCCACAGUAAGAACAGUCUGCAGAGCAUCACAGAGUAUCAGACAAACAGAUGUUACUAUAACAAGUGAGUCUCUCGUGGCAAGGUUGAGACUAGAUCCUAGGAAGGAUAGUGAGUUUGUCCCACUACCUGCUCCACUUCUACGGAAAUAUAUAGCUUAUGCAAGAGCUUUUGUCUUUCCAAAAAUGUCAAGGUCAGCAGCAGAGAUCCUGCAGAAUUUCUACUUACGAUUGCGAGAUCGUAACACUUCCGCUGACGGUACUCCCAUAACUGCAAGGCAGCUAGAAAGUCUAGUAAGAUUGGCAGAGGCUCGUGCUAGAGUAGACUUAAGGGAUAAAAUAACUGACCAGGAUGCUUUGGACGUUGUUGAAAUCAUGAAGGAAUCCUUGUAUGAUAAGUACGUUGAUGAGCAUGGAGUUGUUGAUUUUGCGCGUAGUGGAGGCAUGAGUCAACAGAAGGAAGCAAAGAGAUUCUUAAGUGCUCUCAAUAAGCAAUCAGAGUUGGACCAGAAAGAUUGUUUUACAAUAUCUGAAAUAUAUGGUUUGGCAGAUAGGAUUGGUCUCAGGGUUCCAGAUAUUGAUGUAUUUGUUGACAACUUGAACAGUGUUGGUUUUCUAAUCAAGAAAGGACCCAGAACAUAUCAGUUGCCAUCUUCAUCUUACACAAGGAGUCAGACAUCAAGGUCCAGGGUAUAGACAUGGAAAGAAGGAUCUGUCGCAGGUUGUCUUCGAGACUAUUGAAAUAAACGAGUACAUCAUUCCGGCGUCGUCAAAUUAUAAUCGCACGCUAUGGAAAAGUGAAGGUGUUGUGAACCAUAUGAAAGUGAUGGCGACGUAUAAAUAGAAGCCGUGAUGAUAUUGCUUGUAUUAUAGUAUUACACAUGGCUUGUACAAAAAAGUAUAAAUCAAGAUUGUACCAAAUUACAACUGGUUCUGUUUCGUUUUGUUAUCUAAGUUCUGCAAAUAGCUGUACAUAUGAUACACAACGAAAAUCUAGUAUACAAAAUUACUAGCUGAUAGAAACCAUGAUUUACUUGAUAA